Esox lucius (northern pike) is the source of this 1600-nucleotide messenger RNA. It is a transcript of the gene slc2a15b, whose product is annotated as solute carrier family 2 member 15b. Gene Ontology annotation, biological process: monosaccharide transmembrane transport. Gene Ontology annotation, cellular component: membrane. NCBI's taxonomy places the organism in Eukaryota, Metazoa, Chordata, Actinopteri, Esociformes, Esocidae. Gene Ontology annotation, molecular function: hexose transmembrane transporter activity. The record is from RefSeq and is a predicted model, not a curated record. The coding region runs from base 50 to 1594 and encodes 514 amino acids. The transcript is spliced from 12 exons.
UUCCUUUUUUUUCCCAAAAACGUACCGCAAACCGGGAUUUUAUUUAUAGAUGGCUAAGGAAGGGUUAAUAAAAGAAGAUGGGAAAUGUGUGGGGUCUCUCACUCCAUCACUGCUGGCGGUGGCGUUCCUGUCUUCAUUCGGCAGUUCCAUGCUCUAUGGCUACAACCUGGCUGUCGUUAACUCUCCCGCACAGUACAUUAAGCAGUUCUACAACCAGACAAUUGUGGCGAGGAACGGGACAAGCCAGAACGACGAGGCACUCACAUUGUUUUACUCUGUCACUGUGUCUGUGUUUGCCAUAGGAGGCAUGAUUGGCAGCCUCAUGGUGGGCAUGCUAGUCACCAGAUUUGGAAGGAAAGGGACCCUGGUGAGAAUCACAUAUCUGGUGUUCAUAGCUGGGGCCUUAAUGGGAUUCAGCAGGAUGUUUGCCUCUCCAGAGAUGAUUAUUACUGGACGCUUCAUCACAGGACUACACUCAGGUAUCUCUUUAAGUGUGGUGCCUAUGUACCUGGGGGAGAUAGCACCGAAGAACCUGCGGGGCUUCCUGGGUCUCGUGCCUAGUAUCUUCAUCUGUCUAGGAGUUUUUGUUGCUCAGAUCCUUGGGCUACAUGAACUACUGGGAAAGGAAGAGCACUGGCCCCUGUUCCUGUCUCUGGUGGUGAUUCCCACCACGAUCCAGUUGAUGCUGUUGCCUUGGUUCCCGGAGAGCCCGCGGUACCUGCUCAUAGAGAAGAAGAACGUUCACGCCACCAUCACUGCGUUGAAGUGGUACCGGUCCAAGGUGAACAUCCAGGCGGAGAUCGAGGAGAUGCAGGAGGAGCAGCGGUCCAUGUCCUCGGUCGAGACCGUGUCGGUCAUUGGCCUCCUGAGGGACAGGAGUGUGCGAUGGCAGGUCAUCACUGUGGUGGUGGUCAAUAUUGGCAUGCAGCUGUCCGGCAUCGACGCGAUCUGGUUUUAUACCAACGCCAUCUUUGAGAACGCCGGCAUCCCCCUCCCUGAGAUUCAGUACACCACCGUUGGCACGGGAGCCAUCGAGGUUAUCGCCGGAUGCAUAGGGUGCUUCACCAUUGAACGGCUGGGAAGAAAACCUCUGAUGAUUGGUGGAUUUACGUUUAUGGGAAUUUGCUGUGCUGGGAUCACGUUGUCCCUUCUAUUCCAGGUCCACUACAUCAGCGUUGCUUGUGUGGUGGGAAUCAUCGCUGGAUUCUGUAUAGGACCAGCUGGAGUGCCCUUCCUGAUGACAGCAGAGCUGUUUAAACAGUCCCAUCGGCCGGCAGCCUACAUUGUGGCAGGGUGCCUUAACUGGAUGUCUAACUUCACCGUUGGCUUUGUCUUCCCCUUCUUACAGAUGUCUGCAGGGGCGUAUUGCUACCUGGUGUUCUUCGGCGUGUGCAUGGCGGUCGCGGUCUACGUCUUCUUCAUCAUCCCCGAGACGAAGAACAAGACGUUUGUAGAGAUCAGCCAGAUGUUUGCGGCCAUGAACGGGACGCUGGAGGAGGAGAGCACCGAACUGGGCCACAACCUCAAACUAACCAAGAUGAACGGCUAUGGAGCCAUCGACAUGGAGAAUGGAGUGAUUGAGAAAAAUAAGUAGAGGAGA